UCCUUCACAGCAGGAUCCCCAGUUCCAGGAGACCUUCACUCAGUCGUCACUACCCGUGUGGAGAGGAGUAGAGUUUCCUCCCUGGAGCAGGAUCGACAGCAGGCCUCCGCCUUCACAAGCUCAGAGACGAACGUGAGGAUCCGACCAUGAGGAGUGGAGCUGGCCUGUGUGUGCUGGGCCUGCUGUGCCUCCACAGCUCCGUGUUCGGGCAGGCGCCGGAGGAGGUGCAGCCGGGCCUCCUGCUGUUCUGUGACAGCCCCGAGGUGGAGCUGGUCGUCAGCAGCGCCGUGAAGAAGUUCAACGAGAGGCUGAGCACCGGGAACAAGCUGGCUCUCUACCAGACCCUGACAGCCGUCAAGUCAGAGAACGACACAGGCUCCAUGUACUCACUGCAGUUCACCACCAGGAGGAGCGACUGUCCGGCCGGCAGCAGCAAGCCCUGGACAGACUGCGACUAUCUGUCAUCUGGACACAAGAAUCCCACUCUGUGCAACGCCACGGUUCUGAUGACGGAGACAGAAGCCGACACGCAGCAGGUGGACUGUCAGAUCGACAGUUUCAUCGUUCCAGAGAAAGCUUCCUGUCUGGGCUGCCCCGAGGAUAUCGAUGAGAACUCAGAGGACGUCAAAGCCCCCAUCGCUGCCUCCAUCGCUAAGUUCAACUCCAUCUCCGACUCCACUCACCUGUUCAGCCUGAACAGCAUCGGCCACGCCACCCGACAGGUUAUCGCAGGUUUCAGGUUCAAGCUCAGGUUCGACAUGAAGAAAACCACCUGCGCCAAGGCCGAACACAAAGACCUCAACGACCUGUGUGUCCCCGACGAUCAGGACGUGGAGUUCAGGAACUGUAACUCCACAGUGGAUUUCGCUCCGUGGAGACAUGAGCGCACAGAUGCAGAUCUACACUGUGAAGCAGGAGCUCUGCCUCCGAUGCUGUUCACCAGGCGUCGUCCCACCGGCUGGUCUCCACUCAGGAACAUCCUGUUUGCCGAACCUUCACCUUCGCCGUCCCCGUUGCCCUGCACCGCUUCACCCAAAAAAGAAUCAUCUGAGGAGGACCUCACGGAAGGAGAAGUGCCCGCCGUGCCCGCCAUGGCUGCAGAACCUGGGAGUGACAGCCCCUUCCACUGCCCCUCCAAACCCUGGAAGACUUUCCACCCGGAGCAACCCUCCGCCACUGAAGCCCCAAGCGAAGCGACCCUAGUGGAUCCCCCCCCACAGCCAGAGGGCUUCAGUGAUGCAGACCUGGUGGCAUAAAUAUUUCAAAAAUCAUUUUUCAAAUCACCCAACAAAUCUUUGUUUUGAAUGAAACCUCUUCAGGGGAGUUAUGCAGAUGUUUGAGCCCUGUAGCUCCUCAGGACUGAAGCCAUCACAGAGGUCUUUACUGUUAUCAGAUAAAUUGAUGUGAAAGUGAGGAGGAAAACAAGAGUCAGUUUCCUGUGAGUUUAUUAGAGACACAUUCUGCAAGGAUGAUGAAAUAAAACUUCGCUCUUUGUGCUAAUUGAGAUGUUUUUCUUCCUCUAUACUCUCCUGUUUCCAUAAAAACAAACAAUAAAUCAGCUUUUAAAAUAA
Molecule: messenger RNA, 1571 nt
Organism: Limanda limanda (common dab)
Lineage: Eukaryota; Metazoa; Chordata; Actinopteri; Pleuronectiformes; Pleuronectidae
Gene: kng1
Product: kininogen 1
Exons: 9
Coding region: 147-1256 (369 amino acids)
Biological process (GO): negative regulation of blood coagulation; positive regulation of cytosolic calcium ion concentration; negative regulation of endopeptidase activity
Cellular component (GO): extracellular region; blood microparticle
Molecular function (GO): cysteine-type endopeptidase inhibitor activity
Source: RefSeq, a predicted model, not a curated record